This is a messenger RNA of Onychostruthus taczanowskii (white-rumped snowfinch), 3819 nucleotides long. RefSeq names its product stromal interaction molecule 1 (gene STIM1). Lineage: Eukaryota; Metazoa; Chordata; Aves; Passeriformes; Passeridae. Gene Ontology annotation, molecular function: calcium channel regulator activity; protein binding; calcium ion binding. The coding region runs from base 177 to 2666 and encodes 829 amino acids. Gene Ontology annotation, cellular component: plasma membrane; endoplasmic reticulum. The transcript is spliced from 14 exons. Gene Ontology annotation, biological process: activation of store-operated calcium channel activity; store-operated calcium entry; intracellular calcium ion homeostasis. The record is from RefSeq and is a predicted model, not a curated record.
GCGGGGGGGCGGCGGACGAGACCACCGCGGCGGCGAAAGGGGGGGGUGCGGGGCUGUCCCGACACAGACAGAGCGGGGUUUUCCGGGCAGCACCGCUGCCAGGAGGCGGCGGAGGGACGGAGCGGGCCGGCCGGUGCCGAUGCCGAGGAGCAGCUGACGGCGGCGGGGACGCGGAAAUGGAGCCGCGGCCGGGCCGGGCCGUGCGGGCGCUGUGCGGCCUCUUCCUCCUCCUCCUCCUCCUCGUCCUGCAGCAUCCCGGCCGCGCCGAGCGCGCCCCCGGCUCCCACCUGGACGAGUCGGCCAUCGCAGAGUUCUGCCGCAUCGACAAGGCCCUGUGCCACGACGAGGACGAGCAGCUGAGCUUCGAGGCCGUGCGCAACAUCCACAAGCAGAUGGACGACGACGCCAACGGAAACGUGGACGUGGAGGAGAGCGACGAGUUCUUGAGGGAAGACUUGAAUUACCAUGACCCAGCAGUCAAGCACAGCACUUUCCAUGGAGAGGACAAGCUCAUCAGUGUGGAAGAUCUCUGGAAGGCCUGGAAAACAUCCGAAGUGUACAACUGGACGGUGGACGAGGUGGUGCAGUGGCUCAUUUCCUACGUGGAGCUGCCCCAGUACGAGGAGACCUUCCGCAAGCUGCAGCUCAGCGGCCACGCCAUGCCCAGGCUGGCAGUGAACAAUGCCACCAUGAUGGGGACCGUGCUCAAGAUGACCGACCGCAGCCACCGGCAGAAGCUGCAGCUCAAGGCUCUGGACACGGUGCUCUUCGGGCCUCCUCUGUUGACCCGCCACAACCACCUCAAGGACUUCAUGCUGGUGGUGUCCAUCGUCAUCGGCGUGGGCGGCUGCUGGUUCGCCUACAUCCAGAACCGCUACUCCAAGGAGCACAUGAAGAAGAUGAUGAAGGACCUGGAGGGUCUCCACAGGGCUGAGCAGUCUCUCCAUGACCUGCAGGAGAGGCUGCAGAAGGCGCAGGAGGAGCACCGCUCCGUGGAGGUGGAGAAGGUGCACCUGGAGAAGAAGCUGCAGGACGAGAUCAGCAUUGCCAAGCAGGAGGCACACCGGCUGCGGGAGCUGCGCGAGGGCACCGAGAACGAGCUCAGCCGGCAGAAAUACGCCGAGCAGGAGCUGGAGCAGGUGCGGAUGGCGCUGAAGAACGCAGAGAAGGAGCUGGAGUCCCACUGCAGCUGGGCUGCCCCCGAGGCCCUGCAGAAGUGGCUGCAGCUGACCCACGAGGUGGAGGUGCAGUACUACAACAUCAAGAAGCAGAACGCAGAGAAGCAGCUGCUGGUGGCCAAGGAGGGGGCUGAAAAGAUCAAAAAGAAGCGGAACACCCUUUUUGGGACGUUCCACGUUGCUCACAGCUCCUCUCUGGAUGAUGUGGAUCACAAAAUCUUAACUGCAAAGCAGGCGCUGAGCGAGGUGACGGCGGCGCUGCGGGAGCGGCUGCACCGCUGGCAGCAGAUCGAGCUGCUCUGCGGCUUCCAGAUCGUCAGCAACCCCGGCAUCCACUCGCUGGCCUCGGCCCUCAACGUGGACCCGGGCUGGGUGGGCACGCCCCGGCCCAACCCCUCGCACUUCGUCAUCACCGACGACGUGGAUGACCUGGACGAGGAGCUGGUGUCGCCCAUGUCCAUCCAAUAUGCAGCCUGGCUUUUCGGGCGCAGGUUCAGCGACCGCUCCUCGCUGUCCUCGGAGGAUCAGUCCCUCUGGAAAUACCCUGCUCCGGCCUUGCCCAGCACAGUCCGGCAGCGCCUGGUGGAGCCGCAGCACGGCCACGGAUCGCAGAGGUUGGUAGAGAGUCUCGUGCCGGGGCAGCCCGAGGCAGGCCCCGUGGCCCCGCUGCGGGCGGGCCGAGUGUCCCUGCGCCGAAUGCACAGCCUCACCUCCGGACAGUCCUUCAGCUCCGACCUGCCCGGCUCCAGCCCAUCGCCUGCCUCCACCUCCUCCACCUCCUGCUCCUCAUCCACCACCACCGCACCUGCUCCUGCUUGCCAUGUCCACCCUAUCUAUUACCAUCACACCACCUCUUAUUUCCUCCAGAUGGAUUCCAUCCCCGACCUGCCCCCUCCUGAUGUCACCUCUGGAGUUCGCUGUCGCACUGGGAGCUUUGGAGAUUUAACUCGCUGCGACUCCGACUCCUCCAUCCCGCACCUGAGCGACCACCAGCGUACCCCCAGCUCGGCGCCCAAGCUGCUGGCUGCCCGGCCCACGCUGCUGACCAGGUCCAUGGAGGAGGCUGUCCCCGCGGCCCCGGGCCCCGGCGCGCCCACCCCCAACGGCGGCAGCCGGCACGGGGAGCCCUCCGCCCUGGCGGCUUUGCAGGAGCGGCUGCCCGAGAGCCCCAUGGUGAUGAAGAAGAUGAUGACGGCGAACCACGGCAUGGAGAAGUCCUCCAGCCUGGGGGAGAUCAGCCACCCGACGGCCGGCAAGCCCAGCCACUCGGAUUCGUCGCGGUCGCACAGCCCCAGCUCCACCGACCCCGACACCCCCUCCCCCAUCUCUGACUGCCGGCCCGGCGGCGCCAGGAACACCCGCAUCCCGCAGCUGGCCGCCAAGAAGAGCCCGGGGGACGAGGACAGCAGCCUGACGGGCGACGAGGUUGACCUCGGCCAGAGCAAGAAAAAGUUCCCCCUAAAGAUCUUCAAGAAGCCCAAGAAGUAGCGGGGGACACCCCCGGAGGCGUCCCGCCGGGCCCGGGGCCGGCCGUGCACCGGGAGCGCAGCGCGGCCCCGGCUCCCUCCACCCCGAGUCACCCCAGCGCCGGCACGGGAGGAGCUGUUUAAACUUAUUUAUUUCCUCAUCUCCGAGACGAGAAGCGCGAGAAGAGCCGCCCCUGCCUCCCUCCCUCCCUCCCUCCGACCGCUGCGGUCCCGGCUUUGCUGUGCAUGGCUUCCAGUUACUCCUGCUCUGCUCAGCCACGCGGCCUUUGGGUUUGGUUUCAAUGUGUUUUUUUUUUUUUAAUUUUAUUUUUUAUCGUUGUUAUUGAUUUGUUCUCCUGCCUCCUCCGACUUUUGCACAGGCUGAGGGCGGGCGGGGCCGGCGCCGCGCUCCCCCCGGGGUGACUCGGCUCGCAGCGGUUCUCCCUCAUUUCUCCGGGUCACUUCUCCGGCCCGGCCCCUCGGCUGCGCCCCUGGGAAGGGGAUCCCCUCCCGAGCAGGAGGACUCUGCCCUUGCCGGUACUUGUGCGCUCCCGGUGCCCACGGCCGCCGGGGGCCCGCGGGGACGGGGCUGUCCCCGCGCCGCUCCGCCCGGUGCCGGGGGACACGGGGCGGGAGGGACGCGCCCGGCCCCGGCUUCACUUCCCCGGGCACCCUCCCCGGUCCCCUGCACUCCUCCGAACUCACCGGGACCCGGGGACCCGGCUGAGGACCCUGGUGACGAGGGACAGUGAGGGACGGGCCCUGGUGAUGAGGGACAGUGAGGGACAGGCCCUGGUGACCAGGGACAGUGAGGAAAGGGCCCUGGUGACCAGGGACAGUGAAGGAAGGGCCCUGGUGACCAGGGACAGUGAGGGAAGGGCCCUGGUGACAAGGGACAGUGAGGGAAGGGCCAUUCCGAGGGGUGCUGGUGCAGAGCCAGGUCCAGCUGCCACAUCCACACGGAGAGGAGAGGAGGGGGCUCCGCGGAGCAGGGCCCGUCCCGUGUCCCAUGUCCCCUGUCCUGGCUGGGCAGGGCCAGAGGGAGGGACCAGGACACAGCAGGGCUCUCCAGGGCAGGGGACAGGCUGUGCCUGGCUGGCAGGACCGUGACAGAGUCCUCCCCUGGAGCAGCAGGCGGGUGCUGGGGGCUCUGUGCCCCCCGAGGGACGCAGGAG